AUGCCUCGCGAAAACAUCGAAUUCCAGACAGCCGACCAUGUCACCUUGCGAGGAUGGUUCUUCCGUUCUUCAACGAAGCCAUCCGAAACAAGGCUACCAUGCCUUGUGAUGUCUCACGGGUUCUCCGCUCUAAAAGAAAUGGACCUGGACACAUUUGCAGAAUAUUUCACCCAGAAUCUGCCGAUUAGCUGUCUAGUAUAUGACAAUCGAGGAUUCGGCGACAGCGAUACGAAAGAAGGCCAGCCUCGCCAUGAGAUCCUCCCAAGUCAACAGACCAGCGACAUUUCAGACGCCAUCACGUACGCGCAGUCGCGCGCCGACGUGGAUGCCGACCGCAUCGGCAUCUGGGGCAGUUCUUACAGUGGGGGCCAUGUGCUGUGGGUUGGGGCAGUUGAUCGGCGCGUUAAGGUGGUACUCUCGCAUGCUCCGUUCAUAGACGGGUGGGCGAAUAUGAAUCGCCUCAUCCGGCCUGAUAUGGUGGAGGCAGUGAACAAGACAUUUCAAGAAGACAGACUAGCCCGCGCCGCAGGCAAACCCGCUGCGAUGAUGAAGGUCGUAGAUGAAGACCCUCUCAAGCCAUCUGCCCUUCCCACUCCAGAUAGCUACCGGUUCUUUAGUGCGUGGGAAGCCAAGUCUAGCUGGAAAAAUGAGAUCACGAUGAAAAGUCUCGAGGCUGCUCGCGAGUAUUAUCCUUCGGCGCAUAUCCACCGCAUCUCGCCCACCCCGCUGUUGAUGACUGUGGCGCAGAAUGAUGUCAUAACCCCCACUGAUAUUGCUCUGGAGGCGUAUUCUCGGGCCCGCGAGCCAAAGAAAUUGUACAUCUUCCCUGGCGGCCAUUUUGAUGGUUAUGCCGGGGACGGCUUCAAACGCGUUGCACCGACCCAAGCGGAGUUUCUGAGAGAAUAUCUGGUUUGA
This is a messenger RNA of Aspergillus bombycis, 915 nucleotides long. Its product is annotated as alpha/beta hydrolase. The transcript is spliced from 3 exons. Lineage: Eukaryota; Fungi; Ascomycota; Eurotiomycetes; Eurotiales; Aspergillaceae. Gene Ontology annotation, molecular function: hydrolase activity. The coding region runs from base 1 to 915 and encodes 304 amino acids. The record is from RefSeq and is a predicted model, not a curated record.